UGAGUGGUGAGGUAAUAGAAAGUUUGUUAAAGGCAAAGACUUUGUCGAAAAAGAGAAAGUGGGAGAAAUGAAAGAGAGACAAAAAAGAGAAAGAAACAGAGGGGCUAAAGUUGGAUAUUUUUGGGUAUGAAAUUAAAUAUUGAAAUGAGUAAGGGUUAAUAGUUAGGAGGUGCUAAUUUAAUGCUACAACAUUGGACAGUAGGGUAUAGGGCCCUGUUUGGUGCUUUGUUUUUCAUUUGUAAAACGCAUUAAUUGCAGAAAACAGAAGGUAGAAGGUGGAAGAGAAAGAAAAAGAAGAGGUUUUAUGUUGUGGUGGGUUUAGAGAGAGAGAGAGAAAAAAGAGUGUUACAGUUGACCAUAAUCAAGCUUAUAUAAUUAUAUACAACUCAUCCAUUAUCUCUUACUAUACUCUUUCUUCGGUUGCUUUUCUUAUCAGUAUUAAUUAUUUUAUUAAUUUCAUUUUUUCUUUCAUAUAUAUAAUUAAUCCUUAUUUUUUCUUCAUCAUUCUUAACCAUUGAAUUGAAGAAAGAAACUCAGUUACCGACUUGAACACAAAGAAAAAAACUCUUCCUUUGGUCUCAGGUUCUUGCAGAAUAUUAUCUGAUCAUAUUAGAUUAGUUUUUUGAUUGGAAAUAAUCCAAUUAGCAUCGGUCGUUAUGGUUCGGAAAAUUCACUCAUGUAUUCAAAUAUAAGUACUUCAUGAAACUUUGUUCAAAAAAAGUACUUCAUGAAACUAGAGGGUGAAUUAGCUCUCCGCCAUUCUAAAAUGGGCGUUGAGUUGGAUUCUCAAUCGUUUGAGUUCAAUGAUAGUGAUGAAAACUCUGCUGGCUUCAAAUCGCGGAACCAAAAGGCAAAGGAAUAUGACAACAGAGUCUCCAAGAAUGUAAAGAUGAAUGAACAUGAUUUCGAUUCAUUACCAAAUGACAUGAAGUCGGAAAAUUGUAUUCCUGAACCAAAACUAGAAUUUUAUAACAGCGAUAUUGAUUUGAAAAACCAUCAUGAGCCCAAAUCUCAUUCUUCUAAGGAUAAAAGAGGCUUCGAUACAUCACCAAAACUUGAAUUUUAUGACAGUAUGGUUGAUUUUAAAAGUGAUUACGAAACACAGGUAAUAGACUCGCAUGAGCCUGUAGCUCAUUCUUCGGAGGAUAUAGGGUCAUUUAUGAUGUUUGCAAAUGAUGAACAUUCGGUUAAAAAGUCCAUCGCUUCGCCAAUCUCGGAUCCUCUGCAAGUCGAUAAAUUUCAGAAUUCCGUAGAUGUCUUUAUGGACCGAACAAUUACCGAAUAUGAACCAGAACUGGAAGUUUGUUACAAAGAGAGUAGUUACCAUGAUGUGAAGGACAUUUGUGUUGAUCAAGGUGACUUUACCAAGCAUAAGUUUAUGUUCGAGGAAACUGAUGAUGGAAAGGCUUACAAUUUCUUCCCUGUAGAGAGUUUUGAUGAUAACCAAAAGCCGAAAGACAACACUGGUAUCAAGGUAUUAGAUCUACCAGAAACCGAGGAGUCUGACCAGGUUUCUUUGAAUCAUGAUCAGCACAAUGAUGUGAUGCACAAAGAUGACAGUGAGAUUGAAGAUCUUAUUGAUAAUGUGACCAAAGUGAUGGAUUUACAUGAAGACGUACAUGAUUCUAUAGCUACUGAUGACAAGGAUGAAGAGCCAUCCGGCGAACCCAAUUUGCACUCUCAGUCGGAAGAGUCAAAUAAUAUGGUUGAGGAAGAAGUGCUGGCAACACCUGCUUCGGGAUUAGCCAUUGAUGAAUUGAACGGUGAUGGUGUUAGGAGCUUCCCUCCUCAUUCUGCCCCUUCAGCUCCUGCUGAUUGUAUCAAAAAGGAAUUUCACCAAUUUGGUGGCUGCAACUGCAAUGAAACUCACCUACCUUUUAUGACUGUAGAAGGUCCGUCUGGCGGUGAUUUUUCUGAAAUCCAUCAGGCUGAAACAAGUCAGCAGAUUCAUCGAGGCUUUGGCGAGUCAAGUUUCUCUGCUGCAGGUGCUGUAUCAGGUCGUAUAAGUUACUCAGGGUCUAUACCUUAUUCUGGAAGCAUCUCUAUUCGAUCAGACAGUAGCACCACCAGCACUCGGUCCUUUGCUUUUCCGAUAUUGCAAUCUGAAUGGAAUAGCAGCCCAGUCAGAAUGGAGAAGCCCGAUAGGAGAAGCUACCGGAAGCAACGCAAAUGGAGGAAUGGCCUUCUUUGCUGUAAAUUUUAAGAGAUUAUUAUUUUUCUCUUAUAAUAGGUUUAAAAUUUAUAUAUACCGUUUAAAUUUUACUUGCAUAGUUGUUCUCGGCGUGCAAUAGAUUUAGAAUUACCAGCCAAUGAUCUUAUAUCUCUGCUGCAAGCAAAAAGUAUUGAAUUUAGAUUUGCUUGCAUCUGAAUCUGAUGGGUUAUUUAUACAUGGUUUUAUUGAUUUUUUAAAAAGUUUCAAUAGCAAAUAUUUCCUAGUA
Messenger RNA from Trifolium pratense (red clover), 2438 nucleotides. RefSeq lists its product as uncharacterized. The record is from RefSeq and is a predicted model, not a curated record. NCBI's taxonomy places the organism in Eukaryota, Viridiplantae, Streptophyta, Magnoliopsida, Fabales, Fabaceae. The coding region runs from base 728 to 2203 and encodes 491 amino acids. Gene Ontology annotation, biological process: regulation of asymmetric cell division. The transcript has 5 exons.